Uloborus diversus is the source of this 2394-nucleotide messenger RNA. Its product is annotated as neuroligin-4, X-linked-like. Gene Ontology annotation, molecular function: signaling receptor activity; neurexin family protein binding. Gene Ontology annotation, biological process: neuron cell-cell adhesion; postsynaptic membrane assembly; presynaptic membrane assembly. Lineage: Eukaryota; Metazoa; Arthropoda; Arachnida; Araneae; Uloboridae. The transcript has 9 exons. The record is from RefSeq and is a predicted model, not a curated record. Gene Ontology annotation, cellular component: synapse; cell surface; postsynaptic membrane. The coding region runs from base 16 to 2274 and encodes 752 amino acids.
AUUCGAAUCGCUGAUAUGUGGGGUCCAGUGUGCCCUCAAAAGCAUCCAGACAUCUCAGACGAUGGUGAAGCGCUUAAAAGAAUGCCACAUGGUAGGCUGCGGUACUUGAAAAGAUUGAUUCCUCACCUUAAUCACCAGAGCGAGGAUUGCUUGUAUCUUAACAUCUACGCACCAGCUGUCGUUGGGAGGCAGCCUUUAAAAUUACCUGUGAUGGUGUACAUUCAUGGAGAGUCGUACGAAUGGAAUGCUGGGAAUCCAUACGAUGGUCGAGUUUUGUCCAGUUAUGGAAACGUCAUCGUCGUCACAAUCAACUAUCGUCUGGGUGUUUUAGGUUUCCUUCCAGCGAUGGACCGUUUAGCGAGAGGAAAUUACGGCUUAAUGGAUCAAGUAGCAGCUUUGCAUUGGAUUCAGGAAAAUAUUCUUGAAUUUGGAGGAGAUUCAGACAAUGUAACUAUUUUUGGACAAGGUCACGGAGCGGCGUGCGUCAACUUUCUCAUGCUGUCACCAAUGGCUAAAGGUUUGUUCCAUCGAGCCAUCAUGCAAAGUGGUUCAGCCUUAUCCCCCUGGGCCAUAGCACGAGAUGCAGUGUCACACACCCAAAGGCUCGCUGAAGCUCUCAACUGUUCGACGCAGGACAGCAUGGCCCUCAUUGAGUGCCUAAGAAGAAAACGAUUGGAAGACAUCAUGUCCAUAAACCUCCCCGUUCCAGACCACCUGACCGGAUUCGGACCGACAGUGGAUGGUAUCGUUCUGUCACAUGAUCCUCUGUAUUUGAUGGAGACGAAGCCGGACCUGUUUCUUCGAUACAACUUGCUCUUGGGGACGACAAAAGUGGAAUCGUAUUUUAGAUUCUCUGCAAAUGAAGAGAUGUUCGGUAUUCGGACUCAUCGAAGGGACAAGAUAUUAAGAACCCUCGUUCGAAAUCUUUUCAACCAUCAUUUACAACAGAUCUUUCUCACCGUGGUGAACGAAUACAUGGACUGGUCUCUACCAUUGCUCCACACAACAGAUAUUUUCUCUGGAACAGUCUCUGCUCUCAGUGAUUCCCUCGUCGUCUCGCCCCUCAUCCGCACUGGUAUGAUGCACAGCAAUCCCAAAUUCCAGCCAGGUCUCAAACCACUGUUUUACGUUCAGCCGAAGACGUAUUUUUACGUCUUUGUCCACCAAACCGAAAACGGCGACUACUCUCCGAGGUUGGGCUGCAUCACUGGUGAGGACAUCGCAUACGUCUUCGGAGCGCCCUUGGUUUCAGCGUUGUCUCACUUUGGAACAAACUACACAGCAGAGGAAAUGGCUCUUUCUGAAAUAACGAUGCUGCACUGGACAAGUUUCGCUAAGUAUGGAGAUCCAAAUGUUGGUACGCAGCUGGGAGAUUUGAAGAUGGAAAUAACUCGAGGAAGAUAUGAAAGAGUCAUAUGGCCAGAGUUCACCUCCAAUCAUCAGAAGUACCUCAGCAUAUCAUUAAAGCCCCGUGUUCGAGAUCAUUACAAUGCCCACAAGCUCUCUUACUGGUUGCGCCUGAUUCCACAUCUAGAUAGUGUUGAUAACACCACAUCAGAUAGGCAUCACCUCCUAGAUGACCAUCAUAAUAUGUCUUCCUAUGACGGAAACGUCCGUGACUUGUACGUGGACGUAAUCCAAUCAACGGCGAAUGACGUUUUCUCGGGGGCGAACAUUACCAGUCAGGACGCCAGCUUGGACCAAUCAAAGGCCAUUCCCGGAAACUCAACGGAUAUUCAUGUGUUUGGAUUGGAUAAAGGAGCUUAUUUAUCAGCGCUUGGAGUAACAAUCGCAGUUGGUUGUUCUUUGUUGAUGCUGAACAUUGUUGCUUUUGCAGCAAUAUAUUACCAGAAAGACAAGUUAAAUGUCGCCAAAAACGUCCAAAAAGCGUUUUACAAGGUUGAACAUGGCCCAGAAAGCGAAGAAGAGUCGUCCUAUAAAAAACCAUAUCUUCUUAAAGAUGCCCCAUCCUCCCUCAUCCUUCAUGACUUCGAACCACUACAGCCGUUUAGCAAGGAACAACCAAUAUUCGAUCUGGUGGAGACGAACGAGAUCAAACGGCAACUCGAGGAUUCUUCAGCAACAGAAUUAAUUAAAAGUGAAAAACCUCAAAAAGUCAUAAAAACAGUCACAUUCUUAGAUGCUGAGCCUUUACUCAUUGAACCACCCGAAAUCAUUUCAUCACCCGAACCCAGCAACCGGACGUGUCACCAUGAACAUUUGACUUUCAAGCCGCCGCCAAUAACAGAAUCAGAACCAGAUAUCGACAGCUAAUGCACUUUGCAAGAGUCUUUAUACGAAAACGUCCAUUUAGAAGUGAAAUGAGAUUUUUUAUCAAAAGAAAUGUUUAUCAUUUAAAGAGCUUUGGACCACUGAAUCUUCUAUCAAUGACCA